AUGCUUGUCGAUUCUGGUUCGGGCAUUUCAAAGACGAAUCGUGAAAUUCUGUUCCAGGAACUUGAACAGAUUUCUGCCGAAGACUCCUACUCCGGGUUUGACAACCAAGGGAAUACGCAAGAUAAACAAACGGCGAAGACUGUUUUAGGUCUUGGACUUGCGCCGACCGCUCGAAUUGUCCAUAAUAUGCAUGAGCAGCUUUCUGUCAAGCCCGAAGAGGGUAAGGGCAGCCAAACCAAGGUCAUCAAUGACUACACAUGA
Penicillium argentinense is the source of this 261-nucleotide messenger RNA. RefSeq names its product light-sensor protein kinase. Bases 1 to 261 code for a protein of 86 amino acids. Lineage: Eukaryota; Fungi; Ascomycota; Eurotiomycetes; Eurotiales; Aspergillaceae. The transcript has a single exon. The record is from RefSeq and is a predicted model, not a curated record.